Cydia strobilella is the source of this 645-nucleotide messenger RNA. Its product is annotated as larval cuticle protein LCP-17-like. Gene Ontology annotation, molecular function: structural constituent of chitin-based larval cuticle. The annotation marks the transcript as partial. Gene Ontology annotation, cellular component: chitin-based extracellular matrix. The transcript has 3 exons. NCBI's taxonomy places the organism in Eukaryota, Metazoa, Arthropoda, Insecta, Lepidoptera, Tortricidae. The record is from RefSeq and is a predicted model, not a curated record.
CGUCCGUCCCGAUGGCUUCAACUACGCCUACGAGACCGACAACGGCAUCCAAGCUCAGGCCGAGGGUGUUGUCCAGGACGUGAACUCGGUGAGUUAUUCUACGCUGACGUGUCCCACGUGGUCCGCUCCGGCGAGCAGGCCGCCGAGGUCAUCAGCUCUGUGUCUGACGUCCGUCCCGAUGGCUUCAACUACGCCUACGAGACCAACAACGGCAUCCAAGCUCAGGCCGAGGGUGUUGUCCAGGACGUGAACUCGGAAUACCCUAAACAAGUUGUCCGAGGCUCCUACAGCUACCGCGGAGAUGAUGGCCAGACCUACCAGGUUAACUACGUCGCUGACGAAAACGGCUUCCAGCCCGAGGGCGCCCACCUCCCCGUAGCCCCAGCAAUCCCUGAGGCCAUCGUGCGCUCCAUCGAAUACAUCCGCACCCACCCUAGUCAGGAAUCCGUCCGCUCCGCCGCCCCAGUCGUCUCUGCCCCCGUAGUCUCCGCUGCCCGCGCCGUUGUUGCUCCUGGCCGCGUCGUUGCCACCGCUGCUGCCAGCCCCUUCAGAAAACCCAACAACCAGUUCGGCCGCUUCUAAAUAAACGAUUGAUUUCCAUUAACCACUGCCAGUAGUUAUUAUUAAUAAAUGUAAUUGAUUGAA